Molecule: messenger RNA, 828 nt
Organism: Penicillium oxalicum
Lineage: Eukaryota; Fungi; Ascomycota; Eurotiomycetes; Eurotiales; Aspergillaceae
Product: cleavage and polyadenylation specificity factor subunit 5
Exons: 4
Coding region: 1-828 (275 amino acids)
Cellular component (GO): mRNA cleavage factor complex
Molecular function (GO): mRNA binding
Source: RefSeq, a predicted model, not a curated record
AUGGCGUCUACAACGGCCGCAGCAAUCCAGAGUAGUCAACCACCGAUUCUCCCCAAAGACUUUUCUGCGAAACAGCCUGAAACGAUUCGCCUCUACCCAUUGAGCAAUUACACCUUCGGAACCAAGGAGACACAGCCCGAAGAAGAUCCAUCUGUGGUAGCUCGGCUGAAGCGACUGGAAGAGCACUAUGAGCUCCACGGGAUGCGCCGCACCUGCGAGGGUGUCCUGGUCUGCCACGAACACAAUCACCCCCACGUUUUGAUGCUGCAGAUUGCAAAUGCAUUCUUCAAACUGCCGGGCGAUUACCUGCCUUUUGAAGAAGAUGAGAUCGAAGGGUUCAAGAAGCGCCUGAACGAGCGCCUGGCUCCCGUGGGAUCGCAAUUUUCCGGGGAAGGUGUGAAUGAGGAUUGGGAAAUUGGUGAUACACUUGCCCAAUGGUGGCGCCCCAAUUUUGAAACGUUCAUGUACCCAUUCCUCCCGGGUCAUGUCACGAGGCCGAAGGAGUGCAAGAAGUUGUACUUUAUCACCUUGCCUAAGAAGAAGGUUCUUUCUGUGCCAAAGAACAUGAAAUUGCUAGCGGUCCCGCUAUUUGAACUUUAUGAUAAUACCGCUCGUUACGGCCCUCAGCUCUCGGCGAUUCCACACCUGCUGUCCCGAUACAAUUUCGAAUUUGUGGACGAGAAUGACAACGUCGUGGCUGUGACUCCGGGCACUCCUUUGCCUCCUGACCAGAUUCCUCGCACCAAAGUCCUUGCCGGUGGGGAUGAUGGGCAGGAUACUGGCAUGACGGACGUUGGUGAAGGUGAGAAUGGAACGGGUGGGCAGUAA